AUAGCAGCUCCUUCCAAGAUGGCGGCAGCGACGGUGGACCCGGGAGCUGGGAACCCGCAGGCUGGAGACUCCUCCGGCGGGGGCACAGGGGGCGGGCUGCCGUCCCCGGGGGAGCAGGAGCUGAGUCGGCGCUUGCAGCGCCUGUACCCCGCGGUUAACCAGCAUGAGACGCCGCUGCCGCGCUCCUGGAGCCCCAAGGACAAGUACAACUACAUCGGCCUCUCCCAGGGCAACCUCCGUGUCCACUACAAAGGUCAUGGCAAAAAUCACAAGGAUGCGGCCUCAGUGCGUGCCACCCAUCCUAUACCUGCUGCCUGUGGCAUUUAUUACUUUGAGGUGAAGAUUGUAAGCAAGGGAAGAGAUGGGUACAUGGGAAUAGGACUCUCAGCUCAAGGUGUCAACAUGAACAGACUUCCUGGUAUAGCCUUCACAGACCUCCCGGCCAACCUGUACCCCACCGUAGGCCUGCAGACACCAGGGGAGAUUGUGGAUGCCAACUUUGGGCAGCAGCCCUUCUUGUUUGACAUUGAGGACUACAUGCGGGAGUGGCGCGCCAAGGUCCAGGGCACUGUCCACUGCUUCCCCAUCAGUGCCCGGCUUGGCGAGUGGCAGGCGGUGCUGCAGAACAUGGUCUCAUCUUACCUGGUGCAUCAUGGGUAUUGUGCCACGGCCACGGCUUUUGCCCGAAUGACUGAAACCCCGAUUCAGGAAGAACAGGCGUCCAUAAGGAACAGACAAAAGAUCCAGAAGCUGGUAUUGGAGGGCCGUGUGGGUGAGGCCAUUGAGACCACACAACGCUUCUACCCAGGGCUGCUGGAGCACAACCCCAACCUUCUCUUCAUGCUCAAGUGCCGACAGUUUGUAGAGAUGGUGAACGGGACUGACAGUGAGGUCCGCAGCUUGAGCUCUCGAAGCCCCAAGUCCCAGGACAGCUUCCCUGACUCCCCCAGCCUCAGUCCCCGCCAUGGCCCUGGUAGUUCCCGCAUGCACAACACAGGAGCAGACAGUCCCAGCUGCAGCAAUGGUGUCACAUCUACCAAGAGCAAACAGAACCACAGUAAAUACCCUGCACCCAGCUCCUCAUCUUCGUCCUCGUCCUCCUCAUCUUCCUCCUCCCCGUCCUCUGUCAAUUACUCUGAAUCCAACUCAACAGACUCCACCAAGUCCCAGCCCCAGAGCAGCACCAGUAACCAGGAGACCAGCAACCUGUAUCUAAAGCCUGAAUGCUGGCUCAGCCAGGCUACUCCAACCAUACCCCCUUGGCCAACUCCCACCUCAACCCUUUUCCACAGCGACAGUGAGAUGGAGAUGGAGGCAGAGCAUUACCCCAAUGGUGUGCUGGAGAGCAUGUCCACACGCAUUGUCAAUGGCACCUACAAGCAUGAGGACCUGCAGACAGAUGAGUCCAGCAUGGACGAUGGGCAUCCUCGGCGGCAGCUCUGCGGAGGCAACCAGGCUGCCACAGAAAGGAUUAUCCUGUUUGGCCGUGAGUUGCAGGCACUGAGUGAGCAGUUGGGCCGGGAGUACGGCAAGAAUUUGGCCCACACAGAGAUGCUACAGGAUGCCUUCAGUCUGCUGGCGUACUCGGACCCCUGGAGCUGCCCUGUUGGCCAGCAGCUUGAUCCCAUCCAGAGGGAGCCAGUGUGUGCUGCGCUCAACAGCGCCAUUUUAGAAUCUCAAAACCUGCCAAAGCAGCCUCCUCUGAUGCUCGCCCUGGGCCAGGCCUCUGAAUGUCUGCGGCUCAUGGCCCGAGUGGGCCUGGGAUCUUGCUCCUUUGCCAGAGUUGACGACUACUUGCACUAGCUGACCAUGCUGGCUGGCUCCAUCUGACCCUCCCUCAGCUCCCGGGGCUGGAGCUGCCCUGCCCUCCUUAGGCAUCUGGCACAGGGACCUAGAAGCCAUGGGCAGAGUCCACUCCUGCCACCUCCUGCCCAGCCUUCCCCUCCUCUCCUUUCCCUUCCUGCCUUCCUUCCUUCCUUUUCCCACUCCUUCAAUCUCUCUCUCUCCCCUUCACGUGCAACGGCCUGUGACACAGUAUUGGCUGGUUAUGCUCAUGUAGCGCCUUCUACUUGGAAGGGGGGUAUUGUUUUGAAGGGAGGUUGGGGUUUUUAAUCUUUUUUUCCCUUCUGACUGAGCCACCAGUAUUUAUCUCUGGAGAGUUUGUGCUGAGCUGGUUUCUGCUAAUUUAGUGAUGAAGCCUAUCCAAGUUGGCGAGAGCUUAUUAUUUUCAUAA
Messenger RNA from Orycteropus afer afer, 2233 nucleotides. NCBI's taxonomy places the organism in Eukaryota, Metazoa, Chordata, Mammalia, Tubulidentata, Orycteropodidae. The record is from RefSeq and is a predicted model, not a curated record.